CAACGCCUUUACUCGGAACGGAGACCCUUUCACCCACCUAUCUCUCUCUCUCUCAUAUUUGAUUGUUUUCUCUCUCCUUAAAAUCCACUUCUUCUCUCUCGCUCUCUCCUUCUCUAUCUGGCCGCCACGAAAAACUGCUUCAACCCAUAAAGUAGUAGUGGAACCGAGACCCCCCAUUUGAGCAGCUACCCUCUCUACCCUCUUAGAUUUGUAGCACUCUCUUCUUCAAGUUUUGCAUAUUUUCCCAGAUUUAUUUGUUGUCUUUACCAGCGAAGAAGAUGAAUGACCUCUUCUCCAGCUCCUUCUCUCGCUUCCGAAGUGAUGACCACUCGCCGGACCACCACGUCAUCGAGAUGGCCUCGUCGGGUUCCACCGGCGUCAACCUUGACAAGUUCUUCGAGGACGUCGAGUCCGUCAAGGACGAACUCAAGGAGCUCGACCGCCUCAACCAGGCCCUCCGCAGCGCCCACGAGCAGAGCCAGACCCUCCACAACGCCAAGGCCGUCAAGGACCUCCGAUCCCGCAUGGACGCCGACGUCUCUCUCGCCCUCAAGAAGGCCAAGCUCAUCAAGGUCAAGCUCGAGGCCCUUGACCGCUCCAACGCCGCCAACCGUAGCCUCCCCGGCUGCGGACCCGGUUCCUCGUCCGACCGUACUAGGACCUCCGUGGUGAACGGUCUCAGGAAGAAGCUCAAAGACUCCAUGGAGAGCUUCAACACUUUGAGGCAGCAGAUCUCCUCCGAGUACAGGGAGACCGUACAACGGAGGUACUUCACCGUUACCGGUGAAAAUCCCGAUGACAAAACCGUUGACCUUCUCAUCUCCACAGGUGAGAGUGAGACAUUCUUGCAAAAAGCGAUUCAAGAGCAAGGGAGGGGAAGAGUUAUGGACACUAUACAUGAAAUUCAAGAGAGGCACGAUGCGGUCAAGGAGAUGGAGAAGAACCUGAGAGAGCUCCACCAGGUGUUCUUGGACAUGGCGGUGUUAGUCCAGGCACAGGGCGAGCAAUUGGACAAUAUCGAGAGCCAUGUCACCAGAGCCAACUCGUACGUUAGGGGUGGAACACAGCAGUUGCAUACAGCUAGAGUGUUACAGAAAAACACCCGGAAAUGGACCUGUUUUGCUAUCAUAUUAGUGCUGGUUAUCGUUUUGUUGGUGGUGCUCUUUACGGUCAAGCCAUGGGAAAACAAUGGCGGCGGCGGCGGCGGCGGCAGCUCUCCUGCAUCUGCUAGCCCACCCCCUCCUGCUAGCCCCAGCCCUCCUGCGUAGGAAGGAUCGCCGACUCUGUAUACAUGGGUCUGUCCUGUGCUGCAAUGCAUUAUGGUUCAUCUUUGUAUUGAAGUUUGAGAACUCGACCUAUAUAUAUUUUUUUGUAUUAAUUGAUUUCAUUUUUUUAUAUAAAUUUUGUGGGAUUGAGAUAA
Carya illinoinensis is the source of this 1420-nucleotide messenger RNA. Its product is annotated as syntaxin-121-like. Gene Ontology annotation, biological process: vesicle fusion; exocytosis; intracellular protein transport. NCBI's taxonomy places the organism in Eukaryota, Viridiplantae, Streptophyta, Magnoliopsida, Fagales, Juglandaceae. Gene Ontology annotation, cellular component: SNARE complex; endomembrane system; plasma membrane. The transcript has 2 exons. The record is from RefSeq and is a predicted model, not a curated record. The coding region runs from base 279 to 1268 and encodes 329 amino acids. Gene Ontology annotation, molecular function: SNAP receptor activity; SNARE binding.